Messenger RNA from Talaromyces stipitatus ATCC 10500, 1807 nucleotides. RefSeq lists its product as uncharacterized. Gene Ontology annotation, molecular function: protein-macromolecule adaptor activity. Gene Ontology annotation, biological process: proteasome regulatory particle assembly. Bases 239 to 751 code for a protein of 170 amino acids. The record is from RefSeq and is a predicted model, not a curated record. The transcript is spliced from 2 exons. Lineage: Eukaryota; Fungi; Ascomycota; Eurotiomycetes; Eurotiales; Trichocomaceae.
AAUGAUCAAUUUCAGCUAUUACAGUCCGUAUGAAAUUUUAUCUGUUUCUCCAAGUUAUGCUGACUACAAAGAAAGCUCAUACUCACGUGAUGCUGAUCUUUACCAUUGAAGCUGCUUAACUUUUCAUAAGUUCACCUAAAAAUCGUCGCAACGAUAUUAUCUCAGCCAGGAGAUCCACACUACUAUACCCACGUACAUCGAAGCUAUACAGCUACCCCGCUGGGUCUCAAGUCUCAAAAUGUCCGCCGAAGCCCAACCCAUCUCCCCAAUCGCCUUCGCCGAAGCUAUCAAAGAACUCCCCCUCUCCUCCCUAUAUGCCAAAGUCUCCGAACUCCGCAACUCAAUAUCACACUUAACCCGCUCCAAUGAAGAGCUGCGAACCUACAUAAUCGAGUCAGAAGAAGGGCCCGAUUCGCCAGACAACAAGGAAUUAGAGGCAUACGUUCUUGAAAAUGAAGAGGUUAUGCAGGCUAUGGCGGAGAGGAUACGAUUGUUAAAGGUUGAGGUGGAAGGGAGAGGGCAGCGGUGGAUGGAGGAGGUUUUGGAAGAUGGUGAUGGUGGCGAGAUAGAAGAGGAUGCUCAGUCUCCACCUUUGGUAAAUGGGGUAUCGUCGCAUGAAGUGGAUGGGGUUACAGAUGAUAAUAGUGAGAGGCGUGUUAAUGGGCUUACGAAUCCGUCGAAUCGGCAAGACGGCGACGGAGAAGAGCAGCGGAACGGUGACGACGAGGAUGAUGAAGGUAUUUACUUGUAAAAAUAGCGAAGCAUCUAUAUUUUUAUUAAAUGAGUGGAAAAUGAUACCCUGGUUUUUGCCGCUAUAUUUGAAUCUAUGAGUUUUAUCUUCAUUGUAUAUGUAUCUCAAUAUGCGAAUAGAGUGUAUCUUGACUAUGGUUGCAAACUCCAAACUUCCUAUCUUAUGACGAGGCACCCGUGAACAAACAAAGAGCAGGGCCAAAAAAGAGAUGAGCAUGAUAGAACGGUCAAAUCACAGUCGCCCUUGUCAGAGCCAAAUUUAUGUAAUCAAAUGACAACGUCAAAUAGUAUGCAUAUGGUAGGGCGAGACGUAGCAACAUUGCUAUCCCUGGACAUAGACGAACUGAUGUAUAAAACCAAAAAGGAAAAUGCAAAAGAAGAUUUUUGACCUCAUGGAAUCCUCCUCUUGAACACCUAGACUAGGCGCUCGCGCCUACUAUCCCAUCCUCAUGAGGUAUGCAAUUCUAAGUAGAAGGGACAUUGGCUGCGGGUGUCGACGAACCAGCAGCAGCGGCUUCUUGAGAUGCCCAAUGACCUGCGAUAGCCUCUGGAGGGAUCUUCUCCUGCUUCAUAUAGAGAUCAAUAAGAGGUUGCAUUGGCUCCAUUUCCUUAUCGGCCACAAGCUUGUAGUAUUUGGCGACAGUGACGAAGUGCACAAAACACAUGUUCAGCAUUUCAUGACGGUUGAUAUGCCAAAAGGGGUCGAGCCAGUGUCCAUGGUAAAGGUGAGCAUAGCAACGGAACAUCUGCUUCAUGAUUCCUUGACAAUCCUUGUAAAAGGUAGGAGGAAAUCCACUAGAUUUGCCGAUCCAAUCCUGACCAGCAAGGGUAGUCAAGGACGCAUUCAAGUUCGUGGGACCUGCCGCAAUCGGGGUAGUUGCAGGGGGGGUUGAGACAUCCCCGGAAGCGAAGGUAUGAGGGGCUCCUUGGACGGGAUCUGUGGGGAACAUGACGGGAUCGUGGAUUUUACUCACGAUCCAUUUCUCGACUCGGUUGAUGAACUUUGGUGCGGAGAUUUUUGCUGCUCGGCCGUCCACAAGCCAAGUGUAGGUCAAUC